Messenger RNA from Symbiodinium sp. CCMP2592, 7329 nucleotides. NCBI's taxonomy places the organism in Eukaryota, Dinophyceae, Suessiales, Symbiodiniaceae. The record is from the annotation of a GenBank genome assembly.
AUGGACUUUCGCCAGGCCCUUGAAGCGGGAUCUUCGGCUUCUGCUUCCAGUGACACUCAAGAAGCCAUUUCCCAACAUUUGUACGACCUUUCAUUGCAAGUUGCUUCUCUUGAACAGCAGUUGCGUGCUGUCCGUGCAGAGCUCAGCGACGUCCAGCGCGAGCUCCGGGGCCUGGAAACUGAAAGGUACCAACAUUCCCUCCGCCUGGGGUGGUUGGAAAGGCUUGUGCAGCGAUUGCAUCAGCUUCUUUUGCGGGGGAUGAGUGCUGAAGCUUUUUAUCCGGAUGAGGGGGCCGUCUCGCAGUCUGUGGAAUCAGGUCAGCAGGUCCCUCUGUCUGCCAUACCUGCCAGCCCAAUAUCUCCGCAUUCGGCUGUGGUCGAGGGCACACCUGAUCAGGGUCCCUUAGCGGCCUUCAUGAGCAGCCCCGUCGAGGGCGAUGAUCUUACUGAGGAGCAACUGGGGGGCCUGAUGUCUCGCGAGGACACACAACUUCCCCCUGACGACGACCCGACUGCAGGCCGUUUGGAACAGCAGCUUGCAGGCUUCAUUGCCUACGGCGGCAGUGCAGGUGAUUGGCAUGCCAUGAACUCAGGCUUCAUUCUUGCAAGGCAUUCCCGUCAGGCGAUGCCGUGGGAAAGAGUGACGAGGCCCCGCUUGGGGCCCGGCUUCAUGUUCCAGGAGCCGUUGCUAGGUCGCUUCGACGGUCUUAGGAGGGCGGCGAUCCCCGCCCCUGCAGCAGGGCCGUGGGCAUGGGUGCCCAAAGGAACUUACGAGGCCAGGCGACUUCUCGCAGCAAGGUUUGCCAAAAGCGAUGACAUGCUUAGGCUUACCGCACUUAAGAAAAUUCGGCUCAUCGUGCUUUUCUUCCCGGAUGACUCGGAGCUUGGAAGGAACCUUGUGGGUUCUGCAGGCUCCCUGGUGGAGGAAUCCAUGCUGACCUCGACCAUCGAGGACACCUUUUCAGGCAGAGCCGCCAGCACCCUUCUGAAGCGUGCCUCAGAUUUCUCAAGGUUCGCCAAGUGGAUCGUAGCUAGCAAAGGGCGCCCUCUGGCGCCUUCCGAGGGCGAGUUGUACGCUUAUAUGCUCCACUUGCGACGAGAGAAAGCAGGAGCCACUGCCGGCGAGUCUUUUCUCAAGGCCUAUAGGUUCUUUGUGCACUUGACAGGGGCUGCGCAAGGCUCCAGGAUUUCCCCUCGUGUGCAGGGAGCAGCCAAGGCGAUGUCCAUGGGCAAACGGCCGCUCUGGCAAGCUCCGCCCCUUCCGGUGGAGGCAGUGCGGCUCUUGGAAGAAUUCGUCCACGACUCUGAGGAUUAUGCCAGGGCUAGCAUAGCAGGGUUCAUUCUUUUCUGCCUCUACUCCUCGGCUCGAUGGUCGGAUGCAGCUCGAGGGACUGACUUGAGCAUUGACGUGGCAGGUAACGGGCUUGUCCUUCUUGAGUGUUCGACAAAACAUUACAAGACGAAGGCCAAGGACCGAAAGGAUACCGUGCUGCCUUUGAUUGCACUGGGCAGUGGCUUAACUCAGCCCUCAUGGGGACGUGUCUGGAUGCGCAAGAGGGCCCUGGCAGGGCUACCGGACUGUGCCGUAAUCAUGCCGGCCAUGUCGCCGGGAGGGAACUUUCUAGGAAGGGCCAUGACGGCUGCGGAGGGUUCCUUGUGGCUUCGUGAGUUUUUGCACUUGCAGGGUUUCACGGGAGAUCUUGAACAGUACAGCUCACACAGCCUGAAAGCAACCGCCUUGUCCUGGACGGCCAAGAGCGGGACCAUGACCUACGAGGAGCGCCUUACUCAGGGGCAUCAUUGCAGUCCAAAGCACGGCAUGGCUCUCCUGUACUCGAGAGAUGCGCUUGCAGAAAUCAUAGUGAAGGUGGCCAAGGUCGUGAGUGCUGUGAGCAGGGGAGUGCUUAGUCCCGAUCUCCCGCGAGCCGAGAGGGUCGCAAGAGCUCUGCAUGGCGAUCCGGCCGAUUUUGCACAUCUUCCUGAGACGACGGCUGAGGAUUUGCCGGCCGAAGAGCCUCAGGAUGAGAACAACUCCGAGGCUGGGUCUGACAUAACGAACCUCGACGGUCUCGAAGUGGACCUGGGGGCACCGGCCCCGGAGGAGGUCCGUCCACGGCUUAGCUGCACGUUCUCGGGAGAGACCUACAUGCACGUCUUGAGUGGAGUGGUGCAUAAGUUGGUCAACCCCGGAAUUUUUAAGUGCGGCAGGAAGGUCACGGCGAACAUGCGUUUGAUGGGGCCUGAGGAGGCUCAGGAGAAUGUCUGCCAGCAGAUGUGCUCAGUUGAUCGUUUGCUGAUUUGCGACGUCGUGCCUAUGCCAUUUGAGAUGAGGGUGCCCGGGCCGAUUGAGAUCAGUGGAGUGCCGCCUGUGAUCGGUGGCGAAGAAGUGUGUCUCAUGGCCGGACUUGAAUCGGUGCCUGCCUUCACCGACCGAGCAAAGCAGAUCGGCAUCAGCGAGGACCUUCUGACCAAGCUCCUUGCUAAGAGCUUGGACACCUUCGGCAAGCUAGCUUUCGUGUGCUCGAGCAAACCUUCCAGCGGGGAUGACACUCCUCUCUUCGAAGCCCUGAAGACUUUGAUUGGGAGUGAGGUUCCAGUGGAACAACAUAUGGUGAUCAGGCGAUUGUGGUACGAGAGCCACGCCCACGCCCUGGUUGACUUGGAAUCGAGGGCUUCGAGAACAAGUGAUACAAGCCCCCGCGAGCUUCCGUUGGCAGAACGCCUAACACGCUUGAAACGCCAAAGGGGGGAGCUUAAAGGCCUCGAGAUGGAUAUCCACACAGAACCUGGACACGGCCUUGUGGACCGCGUCCAGGCCAUGCUCGAUUCUGCACAAGUGCUGCACAUCGCGCCGGAAAAGUGCAUUUCCCGCCAUGACGAAAUCUUGGGAGAGAAGACGGAGCAAAAGAUCUCUUUGGGAGCCGAUGGGAACAUCAAGAUUACGAAGCAAGCCUCGAGUCUCCGUUGCGAGACUACCGGCGAGCUCAAGCUUCGCCGGUGCUUCCUGCGCCGGGCCUUAGCGUUCGAUCAAGUAGGGCUUGCCUCCUACACUGCAAUGGAGUCUUGGCACAACCGCAUGUUCCAGGCACUGCUUGAUGUGCCUCCGGCGGGUUAUCGCUACACUACCGUUCAGCAGCUGCUCGCAGCUGACCAGAAGCUUUGGCAGGUCGUGGCCCAGGAGAGCCGAGGUGACAUCGUCGUCGGGGUCGGAGCCCCGGCUCCUCUUGAUAAGCACAUAGCCGCUGCUGCAACCAAUCAGUUUGUGGUAUCCUGCCUGACCCACCUUCCUAAGCCUGCCGAGAACCAGGCCCAACCGUGGAAGCCGAAUAAGGGACCCGACAAGGGCAAUCAGAAGGGAGAGAAGGGUAACAAGGGCAAAGGCCGCGGCAAAGGGAAGCAGAAUCACAGCCAAGGCCAGGCUGAUGCAUCCUCGCAACCGUCCCUGAAGGAGCUGCUGGAGUCGUUGCCCGAGGGCUGCGUGCGGGCCAACGAUGAUGGCCGUUUCAUCUGCCCGUUUUACAACAAGGGGAUCUGCCGCUUCCAGAAACGCAAGUCGUGCCGCUUCGGAAAGCAUGUGUGCAACUUCAAAGGGCUUUUUGAUGCCUUGCCGCAUGAGCAGUGCGACCGAGACGCCGAAGGGCUUUUUCCACAGACGGUGCGAGUGGUGAACAGGUUUGUAGCCUCUUUGCUUGAAGGUGCCGUUUACACGAGUUUUGCCAUUUUUGAUCAGGUGUGCACUCGGCCACACCGAGAUUCACAGAACGCCUUUUCUCCGAACUAUGUGAUCCCCUUGACCAUUUUCCAAGGGGGAGCUAUCCGGGUAAGCGAGCCAGAUCGGACCGUGGAUUUGCAAGUAUCCCGCGGGCCGGUCAAAUUUUGUGCCAGAGAGUUCGAACAUCGCACAUUGCCAGCCACUGGGCGCCGGGUUGUCCUAGUGCUUUUUGCCUUGCAGGCCGGAGGGCGCCUCUCAGGUGCCGAUCGCCGGGUCCUGCUCGAUUUGGGUUUCCCCUUGCCUUCUGAUUCGCAUCUUGCUUCCAAGGAGGCCUGCGCCUCGCAGCAGGUUUCAGUCACGGAACAGAUGAGGCAGCUUCUCCCCUUGAAGACGCCCGCAUCGCCUUCAACACAGCCUGCACCCAGUGCCGAGCGGCCCAGUGCUGCCUCAGCUUCGUCCGGGACCCCUGAGGGCUGCAACUCCCUGUCGAAACAGGGCCCCUCUUCGGUCCCCCGUCCGCCUUUGCUUGUUGAUUGCCUCGCGGAAGCGGGAUCCUUGUCGGCCGCCGCCAUGCGGGCUGGAUGGGAUGCCUUGUCCCUGGGCCACAAAGGCGGUGCCCCAGAGUCCUGCCCUCGAGUACCGCUGGACCUCUCCACUGGCGAUGAUCUGCAAGCUUUGCUCGAUUUCGACCGGAACACUUUGGUUGACUGGUGGCAUUUCAAUCUGUUCUUGAAAUCUUGCAAUCAGGGGCGUGAUUCCCGAGGUCGAUCCAGCCUUCGUGAUGCCUCUCACUUGCUAGGGCGGGAUGGCCUUCCCGCUCUUGCCGCCUCCCUGGUGCUGCGUGACAACGGCUUGGUGCAAGCCGUGGUCGACCUGCUCUUCCGAGCCUACGAAACUCGAGCCCUCGUUAGCCUGAUCGCUCCGGCUCGGAGUUGGGUCUGGAGCCUCCUCGCCCAUUUUGUCAAAAGGAGGCGGCAUUCGGGUUUUCUGCAAUGGUUCUUCGCCUUAGCUGAUCAAGAGCUUGACACUUGCAUGUUCGGUGCCCCCUUCUUGACCUCGCUGCGGGUCCGAGCUGAGUCCCUCUCCUUCCCAGGCCUCAGUCGGUGUUGUGAUAAGUCCCAUAAACAUCAAGCUUGGGUUCCUCCUUCGACGGCUGGGAAUUUUAGUGAUGCCUCGCUUCCUGCUGAGUUGUGCCAGACACUUUGUCGGUCCGCCACUGCUGCCUGCAAAGGAUUGCAGCCCCACAAGGUUGACUUCCUGCAUAGCCGGCACCUUCGAGCUCAGGUGCGAGCGGCAGCGGCCAAUCAGCCCACUUUUAUGCCUCCCUUAAUCCCUGAGUUUCGGGUUAGGGUCCCUCUGUCCCAAGUGCCGGCUGGAGCUGAUUUCAAGAUCCUCUCCCAAGGCCGCGGCUCUAGUGCGGGGGAUUGUGAUGAGCCGAAUCCUUCCAAAAGGGUCCGGACGCAUAAAGACGGUAAAGCCGGGGACUUGGCAGGUGUGUACUUUUCCAUGGAGGAGCACCUGCAUCGCGCAUGUGAGCUACCUAGCCCGGCGGAUAAUAGCACUCGUUUGCCCGAUGCCGUGCGUCGCAACAUCUUUGCCAUUCUUACGGAAGGCCCUGUGGCCGUGUCCAAGCGGCGGAUGCUUGAACUGAAAUCCUUGAAUGACCGGAUGGCGGCGCUUUCUGCGGCUGAGAAGGAGCUGCGAGCCAAGAUGCAUCCGGACGUGGAGCGAGUCACCAAAGGCAAGGCCCUAGCAUUGUUUCGCGAGCUUCUUGAGGAAACGGGCUUUCCUGACUUGGCGGUGGUGAACCUCCUUUCCGAAGGAGUGCCACUGGUCGGUCAAGAAGCCGAGUCCCCUUUGUUUGCCAAACGGCCGAAGCCUAAAGACCUUGAGCCAGAUCAGCUCAAAACCCAGGCCGCUCUGCGGAGGCGUGCAUUGCAGAAGAUGAAAGGGCUUACUUCAGAGCAGGAUUACAAGGCGAUGAAGGCUGAGACUUCCGAGGAGCUGGCAGCGGGCUUCCUCACGGGUCCAUAUCACACGGAGCAGGAAGUCAGCGACAUCUUGAAGACCGACGCUUGGUCGCUUUCCCCCCGUUUCCUUUUGAGGCAGGGUGAAGACGCCAAGAUAAGGAUAAUCGAUGAUUUUAAGAUGUCCGCAGUCAACAAGGCUUUCGGCUCCUCUUCUUUCCUAGAGCUUCAGGAUACGGAUUACGCGGUCGGCCUCCUGAGGUUUCUUUCCCGCGUGCUGCAAGAUCGCUCCAACGUCCGGGUCCCCCUGUCUGAUGGCACCUUGCUUGAGGGGGACUGGGAUCCUGAGAUGCUCCGCCAGCCCGCUCUGCUUGGUAAGACACUUGACUUGAGCAAGGCCUACCGCCAGGUGAGCAUCCACCCUUCCACGAGGGAGCAUGCUGUCCUUGGCUUCCCUAACCCACAGGGCAAGUGGGAGUUUUACAUAGCCCAGAGCCUGCCUUUUGGUGCUGCUGCCAGCGUGUAUGGGUUCAAUAAAGUAGCACUUGCGAUCCUUCAUAUCAUGGUUGUCAAGUUCGCUGCGAUCGCGACUGACUUUUAUGACGACUACACAGUGUAUGAAUUUCGCCCAGCUGCUUUCUUGUUGGACAAAGUCCUGAUGAGGCUGCUUGACCUGCUUGGGUGGUCCUAUGCAAAGAGUGGGCGGAAAUUUGUUCCCUUUGACAACAAGGUGGUCUCCUUGGGUGUUUCUUUGGGCCUUGACGAGAUAUGGCAGGGCACUCUCAAGGUUGAGAAUAAGCCUGGACGACUUGAGAAAAUUGCCGCACUCCUUCGUGCAAUAGCCCAGGGAGGAGCUGUGACGAGAAGUGAUGUGGCUUCGCUUCAUGGCUUGAUUAACUUCGCCGGGGGUCUGAUUAUGGGCUUCGAGCUUAAGCCAACUUCCCGGAUGCUGACACGGGCUUUGUCAGGGCCCUUCCUGGGCAACACGCCUGAGCUUCGGCGAGCUUGUGAGCUUGCUCUGGAUGUCAUCGCGCAGUGCAGGCCGAAGCGCUGCCCGGCCACGAUUCUGCCACCUGUAGUGCUCUACACGGAUGGGGCCUUCGAGAAAGGGCGAGGCACCUGGGGAGCGAUUCUUGUUGAUGCUUACACGAGCUCCCGAUGGGUUUUCGGGGGAGAAGUUUGCAAACCGCUGAUGGAUCACUGGGGCAGAGAGGCUGGCGCCCAAGUGAUUUGCCAGGUUGAAGCCUACGCUCUGGCGAUUACCUUGUUCGGGAUCCGCGGCCUCCUCAAAGGUCGCUCGGUCCUAGCUUGGAUCGACAACAAUGCAUGCCUUUAUGGAUUCGUGAAGCGAUACUCGCCGUCGGCUUCGCUGAUGCGCCUCAUCUCAUUGGGGGCCUUGAUGGAGAGCUCCAUGGAGGCGCUUAUGUGGUUUGAGCGGGUUCCCUCAAAGAGUAACCCGGCGGACCUUCCGUCGCGGGGACUGUUUGCCCAGGCCUGUGAUCGUUUUCAAGCCAUAAACAAGGGGGACGUGGCAGCCACCGACACGAUGUUGGACUUCAUUCGUGCUCCCAAUUACGAGCCGAAGCUAGCCCAGGCGAUUCUUUCGUCGGCUAGGCUGGAAGCCGAUUGGGCUGCGGAAGCUGUGCAGUGA